This is a messenger RNA of Zophobas morio, 1002 nucleotides long. Its product is annotated as helix-loop-helix protein delilah-like. Gene Ontology annotation, cellular component: nucleus. Gene Ontology annotation, molecular function: E-box binding; DNA-binding transcription factor activity, RNA polymerase II-specific; protein dimerization activity. Gene Ontology annotation, biological process: sensory organ development; axon development; positive regulation of transcription by RNA polymerase II. The transcript has a single exon. The coding region runs from base 167 to 862 and encodes 231 amino acids. The record is from RefSeq and is a predicted model, not a curated record. NCBI's taxonomy places the organism in Eukaryota, Metazoa, Arthropoda, Insecta, Coleoptera, Tenebrionidae.
CGAAGUCCCACAGUCCGCAUCAGCAGGCGUCCCACGCACAAACGCGCCGCUCGACGCGAGACCCCAACGGGCCACAGACGACGAACCCGAAGCGAGAUGCCCCGGAGAACGGUGGUACCCUCCAUCAGGAACAAACUGCAGUUCGGUUAGUGCGCGUAGUGCCAGCAUGGAUUCGCUCCUGCAGUUCGACGGCUUAACCGAUCGCCUGUCGGACCCGUCGUACACGGACCCCAACAACAACACCAACGACGAGUACCGCGCGGUGCCCCUCAAGGAUAAGUACUCGCUGCGGCCGCGCUCGCUGCGCAGGGCGGCGGAGCAGGGCGGCGAGGACCCGAAGGCCGAGAGCAAGCACAAACCCCACAAGCAGAAGCAGAAGCCGGCGCCCCUCAGCAAGUACCGCCGCAAGACGGCCAACGCCAGGGAGCGGAACCGCAUGAGGGAGAUCAACCAGGCCUUCGAGACCCUGCGCCGGGUCAUCCCCCACAUGCAAGUCCCCCAAGUGCCGGGAACCAACGAGAAACUGACUAAGAUCACGACGUUGCGGCUCGCUAUGAAAUAUAUCUCGGCGUUAAGUGCAGCUUUGAACAAUCCGGAAGCCAGUACGUCCUCGACUCCGGAAACGUCGUCGGAUUACGGUGAUUUGGACUGUUUGCUGUUGGAGUCCGACGGCGAGUCGCUGCAGCUGUCGGAUCACUCGCUGCUGGCGUCGCCGGACUUCCCGGAGUCCUCGCUGAGUCCGGUGGACUUCGGGGAUCCGUGUCUUCCGGCGCUGCUGCACACGGAUUUCUCGGAUCACACGCUGGAGCCCGACUUCAACGAGUUCUUUUUCGCUGACGUAGCGAUCAAGCACGAGGCGUGAGCUUGAUAAUUUGUAAAUAAAACGAACUGAAACGUCUUGCCUCAUAGUACGUAAGUCUGUGUAUAUUAAAUGUAUUGUUACCUAUAGAGAUUAUUUUCUAUAUGAUUUAUUAUUGUAUGCCAUGUUUCGAAUGUUUUUAU